UUCUUUUUUUUUUUGGAUAUCCCCUUCUUUAAAUCAUCAUGGCCGCUAAGUCGGACGGGAUGCUGAAGAUGAAGAAGAACGACGUUGCCUUCACCCCUUUGCAGAACUCGGAUCACUCGGGCUCCGUGCAGGGAUUGGUUUCGGGGUCGCAGCCGGGCUCGGGCGCCGGGGACGGGGGAUGCUCGGACGGAGGUUCCCGGUGCUGCUNCUGCUGCAGCGGCAGGGCCCCCACCGGCGGAGGCUCCCCAUCGCUGUGUCUACGCCUGGCCAGGGAGCAGCAGCGCUACACCGUAUGGGAUUGUCUGUGGAUCCUGGCCGCCGUGACCGUCUACUUCGCCGACGUGGGCAGCGACAUCUGGCUGUCCGUCGAUUACUAUCUGCGGGGUCAGCGCUGGUGGUUCGGGCUGACCUUGUUCUUCGUGGUGCUGGGCUCCCUGUCCGUGCAGGUAUUCAGCUUCAGGUGGUUCGUGCACGAUUUCAGCACCGAGAACAGCUCCCAAUGCACUCCAAUGGACGGCAAGGCUGCGGCGGGCGAGGUCGAUGCCCGACCUUCCACCCCACAGAGACAGGCUUCUACAGCUUCUACAGCCAGCAACAAGCCCAACCCCACUGUCAGCAUCAGCACCAGCACCGCCCGGGCCAGCCACAACAAGUCUGCCUCCUGCUCCUUCUGCAUCUGGCUCCUGCAGUCACUCAUCCAUAUCCUGCAGCUUGGACAGAUCUGGAGGUAUUUCAAUACUAUAUACUUAGGGAUCCGCAGCAGGAGAAGCGGAGAGAAUGACAGAUGGAGGUUCUACUGGAAGAUGGUGUACGAGUAUGCAGAUGUGAGUAUGCUGCAUUUGCUUGCCACAUUUCUGGAGAGCGCUCCGCAGCUUGUCCUGCAGCUUUGCAUUGUCAUACAGACUCGGAGCUUACAGGCUGUUCAAGGUCUUACAGCUGCUGCAUCAUUGGUAUCCUUAGCAUGGGCCCUGGCAUCCUAUCAGAAAGCAUUAAGGGAUUCCAGAGAUGACAAGAAACCCAUCAGUUACAUGGCUGUGAUCAUCCAGUUCUGUUGGCAUUUCUUCACCAUCGCUGCCAGAGUGAUAACUUUUGCCCUCUUCGCUUCAGUUUUCCAACUCUACUUUGGAAUAUUUAUUGUACUUCACUGGUGUAUCAUGACCUUUUGGAUUGUGCAUUGUGAAACAGAAUUCUGCAUCACUAAGUGGGAGGAGAUUGUGUUUGAUAUGGUGGUUGGAAUAAUCUAUAUCUUUAGUUGGUUUAAUGUCAAGGAAGGAAGGACACGGUGUCGGCUAUUUAUUUAUUACUUUGUCAUCCUUCUGGAAAAUACCGCCUUGAGUACCCUGUGGUAUUUAUAUAAGGCCCCCCAAAUCCUGGAUGCAUUUGCUAUUCCAGCACUGUGUGUAGUGUUUAGCAGCUUUUUAACUGGUAUUGUUUUUAUGCUUAUGUACUAUGCCUUCUUUCACCCUAAUGGACCUAGAUUUGGCCAAUCACCGAGCUGUGCUUGUGAAGAUCCAAUAUCUGCAUUUCCCUUGCCCCCUGAGGUGGCCUCAAGCACUCUUAGAUCUAUGUCCAAUAACAGGAGUGUGGCCAGCGAUCAGAAAUAUACAGAAAGAGACGGCUGCAUGCCAGUUUUUCAAGUGAGGCCUACAGCCCCUUCUACACCAUCCUCAAGGCCUCCGAGGAUUGAAGAAUCUGUUAUCAAAAUAGACCUGUUUAGAAACAGGUACCCAGCCUGGGAGAGACAUGUGUUGGAUAGAAGCCUACGCAAAGCAAUUUUAGCUUUUGAAUGUUCACCUACUCCCCCUCGGCUUCAGUAUAAAGACGAUGCACUUAUUCAGGAACGUCUGGAAUAUGAAACCACCUUGUAACAGCCGCAAAAGGAAAUCCUGAAAGCCAGGACUUUAAAGAGCCACAAUGAUAACCUGAACAGUAAGCACUGUCAACCAGUCGGUGGCUGAAAACAAACUGUUUUACGAACAGAGUAAAGCCAUGGUGAACAAUUAAAAUGGCUAUUCAUCAUGAUUAUCAUUCUUUCAAGUACUCUGAUAUAUCAAAGAGGAAGUUUUGUUUGUGCAUUUUGGGACAGAAGAUAUUCAGUGAGGAGAGACCAUACAAAUAAGGGCAGGACAGUAGACCUAUGUAGUAUAGACAGUGUGUUGUCUAGUGCUGUGAUUACUAUUUAUAUAGAAGUCAUUAUUGUCUCAAGAGUUGUAAUGUCUACAAGGUUUUAUAUGUAAUGACCCUUAAACCAUGCUACAGCCGACAGUCUAUAAGCUACAGGUCUCUGCUCCACACAUCCAAAACGUAGAAAAUGUUGCAUAUCCCAAAAGGGGCAUGUUCACAAAAACCAUAAAUGGCUUAACCCAACCAUGUGUGCCAUGUGAAUUCAAGAAGAACAGAGGAGCAGAUGACCAUGUUUGCAACAUGCC
Molecule: messenger RNA, 2429 nt
Organism: Nanorana parkeri
Lineage: Eukaryota; Metazoa; Chordata; Amphibia; Anura; Dicroglossidae
Gene: XKR4
Product: XK related 4
Exons: 5
Coding region: 39-1868 (609 amino acids)
Biological process (GO): engulfment of apoptotic cell; phosphatidylserine exposure on apoptotic cell surface; apoptotic process involved in development
Cellular component (GO): plasma membrane
Source: RefSeq, a predicted model, not a curated record